This is a messenger RNA of Epinephelus fuscoguttatus (brown-marbled grouper), 9882 nucleotides long. RefSeq names its product phosphofurin acidic cluster sorting protein 1. The record is from RefSeq and is a predicted model, not a curated record. Gene Ontology annotation, molecular function: transmembrane transporter binding. The coding region runs from base 407 to 3124 and encodes 905 amino acids. Gene Ontology annotation, biological process: protein localization to plasma membrane. The transcript is spliced from 24 exons. NCBI's taxonomy places the organism in Eukaryota, Metazoa, Chordata, Actinopteri, Perciformes, Serranidae.
CAGCUGAAGAGGCGUAGCUCGGCGCUUUCUGCUCAUUGUGCGAGAGAAAUUUCCGCUUCCUGCAUCGAUAAAUACCCCCAACAACACCAAGUUGGGACACCGAGAGGACACACACAUCGACGCGGGGACUCGCCGCCUGCCUUCGGGUUCAAACCCCCGCGACCACUGCGAUGUUUUCACUCUCCGGCGGCGACUAGCUGUAAACGGAUCAACUUUCCGUUGACACCGUAACGUACCGCGCGAGCGUUUUGCGCGUUUGCAGCAGCAGGAGCCUGAAAAACAAGGCAAAGAAAGGAGGAGGACCUUAAAACGGGACAACACCGACACACAGACGGAGAAGCAGCCAGGCUACUACGGGUAAUUCCUCCUCUCAGCUCCGCCUGAAAGCCCGUCCACAGCCUCCAGGAUGUCGGAGCGAGGAGGGCUCCCGCGGACUGGGGGCGUCCCUUCGCCGCACAUGCAGCCCUCCAAGCCGGUCAGCAUCACCUCCAACCGGCCGGUGCAAAUGAACCUGUACGCUACCUGGGAGGUGGACCGCUCCUCGCCCAGCUGUGUGCCGAGGCUGUUCAACCUGACUCUGAAGAAGCUGAUCAUGCUGAAGGAGCUGGAUAAAGACCUCACCUCUGUGGUCAUCGCCGUCAAACUGCAGGGCUCCAAGCGGAUCCUGCGCUCCAACGAGAUCCUGCUGUCCUCAGCGGGGCUGACAGAGACCGACCUGCAGCUCACCUUCUCCCUGCAGUACCCACACUUCCUGAAGAGGGACGCUAACAAGCUUCAGAUCAUGCUGCAGCGACGGAAGCGAUACAAGAACCGAACCAUCCUGGGCUACAAGACCCUGGCUCUGGGACUCAUCAACAUGGCCGAGGUCAUGCAGCACCCCAGUGAGGGGGCCCAGGUCCUGGGGCUCCACAGCCAGCUUAAGGACGCCUCGGUGCCCGUCGCUGAGAUCAGAGUCUACUCCCUGUCCAGCCAGCCCAUCGACCACGAGGGACCCAAAGCGAAGAUGUCUGAUCGCUCUCCAGACAUCGACAAUUACUCUGAAGAGGAGGAAGAGAGCUACUCAUCAGAACAGGAAGGCAGCGACGACCCUAUUCAUGGACAGUAUCUAUAUGACGAAGAAGAGGAAGUGAGGAAGAAGAAGCCGCGUCGCAAGCUCCCUUCCAAUGCUGCCAUCACCAGACAACCCAACAUCAAGCAGAAGUUUGUUGCCUUGCUGAAAAGGUUUAAAGUCACUGAUGAGGUUGGGUUUGGCCUGGAGCAUGUGUCGAGGGAGCAGAUCCAGGAGGUGGAGGAGGACCUGGACGAGCUCUACGACAGUCUGGAGAUGUACAACCCCAGCGACAGCGGGCCGGAGAUGGAGGAGACCGACAGCAUCCUCAGCACACCCAAACCUAAGCUAAGGCCGUUCUUUGAGGGGAUGUCUCAGUCCAGCUCCCAGACGGAGAUCGGCAGCCUGAACAGCAAAGGCAGCCUGGGCCGAGACACUUUCAGCCCGCAGGGGGAGCAGCCCCCUAUAGAGAAGAUGAAACUCUCCCGCAGCCGCAACCUGGAGGAGGCCCUGUCUGAGACCGACACGCUGGAGCUAACAGAUCAGGAGCUGUUUGCUGAGGUGGGCCCUUGCAUCAUGGUGUCAGUGGCAGAGAAACCCCGUACGCCUCUGAAGAGCAGCAAAAGUGAAACCCAGGCAAUGCCAUCGCCAAGGUUGGACGGCGGCCACACGCCCAGACAGAAGCGCAUCAGCACUCCCAUGAAGGAGCGACAGCUGUCCAAACCUUUGAGUGAACGGACCAACAGCUCCGACUCGGAGAGAUCCCCGGAGCUGGGACACAGCACGCCGCUCCUGAGGAAGGCAGUGUACGACCAGCUGAACCAGAUUUUGUUGUCGGACUCGGCGCUCCCAGAGAGUCUAAUCUUGGUCAAUGGCACUGACUGGCAGGGGCAGUAUGUUGCAGAGCAGCUCCAGGUACAAAGACACCCGGUGGUCUGCACGUGUUCGUCAGCUGAAAUCCAGGCGGUGCUGUCUGCCGUGCUCACUCGCAUCCAGAAAUUCUGUAACUGCAACUCUUCCAUGCCCAGAGCGGUGAAGGUGGCAGCGGUGGGCAGCCAGAGUUACCUGGGAGCCAUCCUGCAGUUCUUUGUCACUCAGCUCGCCAACAAGACGUCAGACUGGCUCAACCAUAUGCGCUUCCUGGUCGUGCCUCUGGGCUCCCACCCGGUUGCCAAGCACCUUGGUGCCCUCGACAACCGCUACAGCUCCUCCUUCCUGGACGGAGCAUGGAGAGACGUGUUCAGCCGCUCUGAGCCACCACAGACAGAUCAGUUGGAUGUCGCAGCAAGAAUCUCCCAGUAUAUCAGCGGAGCCACGGUCACGCACCAGCUGCCAAUCGCUGAGGCCAUGCUCACCUGCAAACACAGGACGCGAGAUGAAGACUCCUACCAGAAGUUUAUUCCUUUUAUAGGGGUAGUGAAGGUCGGUCUUAUCGAGUCUGGUCCUUCUCCAACAGGAGACACAGAAGAGGGUUUGGCGGUGAGCUUGGCCGUCCCCUCCACGUCUCCGCCCUCCCACGGCUCACCCACAGGGAUGAUUAAAGAGGCAGCCACGCCUCCCUCCUCCCCCUCCAUGGGCAGCGUCCUGACAGUACAAGGGAGUCCCAGCAUGUCUCACGGUGUGGACGCCAUCGGCCUGCAGGUCGACUACUGGCUGGCCUCUCUGGCUGAGAAGCGGCGGGAGGGCGAGCGGCGCGACACAGGCUGCAAAAACACGCUGAAGAGCGCCUUCCGCUCACUGCAGGUCAGCAGGCUACCAGGCGGGGGCAGCAGCGAUCCACAGGCACAGGUCAGCACGAUGGCCAUGACCGUGGUCACCAAGGAGAAGAACAAGAAAGUUCCAACCAUCUUCCUGGGAAAGAAGCCAAAGGAGAAGGAUGUAGACUCAAAAAGCCAGGUCAUUGAAGGCAUCAGCCGACUCAUCUGCUCUGCCAAGCAGCAACAGACCAUCCUGAAAGUGUCCAUAGACGGUGUGGAGUGGAACGAGGUUAAGUUCUUCCAGCUGGCCGCCCAGUGGCCCACUCACGUCAAAUACCUGCCUGUCGGACUUUUCGGCUACAGCAAGCCCCCCUCCUAGGGGUGAGCACCGGCCAGCUCCUCUGACCCUGACUAAACCUUCAACUCUCCUCGAUCCUGAAACACCUUUGUGCAAAGACCCCGCCUCACAGCACCUGCAGAUCUGAAAGAAGACGUCGAGUGGCUGGACUAUUUUCUUUAUGUAGUUUCAUUUUGGCUACAGUCGUCUUAUUUCUCUUUGGAGAGGAGGAAGAGGAAGAGAGGGAGGAGGGUGUUGCAGGGGUGCAGCGUUGUUACUAGUCACUUUAAUGCCCCUUUUUUUGUGUGUGUGGCGAGUGUGCAUGCACACGUGAAUGUACAGUAUGUGUGCGUGUGUGUGUGCGUGUGUGUUUACAGGGGGCUUACAGCACAAGUUUAUUAGCUAACUGCCAUUUACGUUUCCGUUCUAUGGAAUGCAAUAGCAUGCAACAGCUCACCGAUUUCAAGCCCUUAAAGUCCGACCCUCAACUUUCGAUCCCUACAAGGUCCCACUUACCUCACCACCCGAUCCACACAUGCAUGCUCUGAACUAACAGAUACACCACUCAUGUGCCGGAAAACAGUAACUCAGAAUUAAAAACAAAACAAAAAAAAGUACUGUAACAGGGCUUCAGUGUUUGCAUGAGCCAGUGAAAACACAAAGAAAAGUCUCCUCUGCUCACAAAAUGCAGUCAAAUAAAAGGCUUGCAUGUGAUGAGUUUCUUCAACAGACGCCCGUCAAAACAGGCCCAUUAUUUAUUGAUUUUAUUUCAAGGGCUUCCAUAUAAUUUAAAAUAUUUUUUCUGUACCACAAUAAGUCAUUUGGGUGUCUAAUGCCUAAUGAUUCCUUUCAAAAAACAAAAAAGAAUAUAUAUAUCUAUAUAUAUAAAGGGGAAGCGUCUUUUUUUUUUUUUAAAUUGUGCUCUCGUGAAAAAUAGUAAUACCUUCCCUUUAACGCUGUUUUGUGAUGCAUAGUGUACGUUUUUGUGAAGAGUUCCAAAAUUUCAGGGCAGGGGCUACUGUAACGUGCAGUUUUCUUUAUCUCCUUAUUUGCUAUGCACUUACGAAGACACAUCUGGGUGUUUGCAGAGUACAGCUGGUAAAAAAAAAAAUCGAUUAACCCUAGCAAACAUGCAACAACAAACAAACGCAUAUUUAAACGGUCCUAAACUUGGCAGCGUUGAUGGGAAUAUAAUGAAUAAAAUCUGCUUUUCAAUACACCACAGAAAUGGGAGUUAAAGUCCUGCAAUAAAGCACAAUGUUGUUUGCCAGUUGUCCCCUAGAUAUUUUUUUCUUUAUUGGCAACAGAUUGGCAGCUUUCUCUUCAGUGAAAACAGCAGACCUGUUGAAAAAACAAAUUUUUUUAAGCAUUUUCCUUUUCUUAUCGGACUCCUUAAAGGGACAGUUCACCCUAAAAUCAUAAGGACAUAUUUUUCUUCUUACCUGUAGUGAUAUUUAUCAGUCUAGAUUGUUUUGGUGUGAGUUGCUGAGUGUUGGAGAUAUCAGCCGUAGAGAUGUCUCCCUUCUCUCCAGUAUAAUGGAACUAGAUGGCACUCAGCUUGUGGUGCUCAAAGUGCCAAAAAUACAAUCUUAAGAGCAAUGUGGUGUUGUCAAAAACAUCGAUUUAACAUAUUUCAGGACUCAUUUCUUGCAGGUAACAGGAAAAAUAUGUCCAACACUCAGCAACUCACACCAAAACAAUCUGGACUGAUGAAUAGCACUGCAGGUAACAGGAAAAAUAUGUAUUUAUGAUUUUGGGGCGAACUGUCCCUUUAAUAACCACCAUUUUAUCAGGAAAUAACAGAUGUAUUUGGGUUGAUGUUGAGUUAUUUUGGCACAGGUCUGCUUAAAGCUUUCUCUAGGCUGUUGUGAGGUGAUUAGUGAGUGUACAGUAACUGGUAACAAGUGUGUGUGUAUGUGGUGAAUUUAAUGUAACGUGGUCAGAAACUUUGAGAAAAAAAAAAUCACUAAAUUAGGAGGAAUACUUUUUCUACCGUGUGAUAGAGGGCAUGCAGUUGGUGUGUGUGUGUGUGUGUGUGUGUGUGUGUGUGUGUGUGUGUGUGUGUGUGUGCGUGUGUGUGUGUGUGUGUGUGUGUGUUGGCACUAUGUGUUGAUGGUGUGGUCAUUAUCGAUAUCAUUGGGUAACAGAUUAGGGCUGCAAAAGCUGCCAUGGUCGGCCUAGUUACUUUGUGGCCUGGCACAAGGCGAAUGCGGAUUUUUCCACCAAUAUCAAAACACUUUGAAAAAAAAAACCAAAACAGAAUCACUUAAUUGUAUUCAAUUUUCUUGACAUAAUUCGAUUGAAAUUCAAAUCAUGGUUUAUCAUGAUUCCUCUGAAAGCAGUUUUUUAAAGCCUUGUGUCACCUACAUUGUAACACUCUCCAUCUCCAGUAAAGUAUUAGGUUUUUUUAAAAAGUGUUAAUGCCAGUGUCUUGAUUUAAAUGCUGUUUUUGGUUGAAAUCACAUUUUCCUGUUUUGAUGUUACAGUGUUACAGUCGUGAUGUCAGCAGCACGUCUCAAACUCGGCUCAUUUUUCUGUCCGACAGAACCUGUUACAUGAAGGUUUCACUCUGAAGGGUUUGCUUGUUUGUUCACUCACUGUUUGGCUAACAGCUCGUCUGUCACCACCCAACAGACGCUCAGUUUGUUUGGUGUUGAUUGAUAAUUCGUAUUGCCAAAUAUUUGAAUGUAUUGAAUUUAGUUUACAUGUGCAGUUUUAAGGCACACGCAGAUGUUGCUGUAGUAUAAUCACUUCGGUGUUAUUUGGCUUUAACUAGACUGAAGAAAUGGUCCAGUGAGGUCAUUUCUAAACCAGUCUGGAUACUUCCCUUCAACUUUUUUGUGCAAACAACCUAUAAAAAGCAAACAGCCAGUGGGCUCGUGAAAGCACCCCUCUUGAAACCUGUACUUUUUCUUCACUCGUGUUGCUGACAACCAGUUAAGGGCUUUACAGACAGACUGACUGACUGAUAGCCUCCACACGGGGGGCUGAGUUUAAUUAUUCCAGAUUAUCAGUGAACGAUUAUCAGGUAGUUUGACAUCAUUUCAUUCCAAAAUUAUUAACAUUUGAAUCCUGGCACUCUUAAAGUCUUUUUGGCGCAUAAGCAAACAUCAUUUGCUCUUAGAAAAACAACACUCAUCUUGGUACCACUUUAAAAUAACCUUUACGUAGAGAGGAUUUAUAUGUUGGCACUAAUGACUUCAUUAAAGUUAAUGAAUAAUUAAAGAAUGCAUUAAAGUUCAGGAUUGAGCUGCUAUGCGCUAAUUGUGUUGCCAAUUUUAGUGAAGUAUCCCUUUGGUUAGUUUGCAAUGUAUCAAUAUAAAACAAUAUGGCUUUUAAAGGUGCACUUAUGAUUAUUUUAUAGUAACAAUGGGAUAAAUUACUACAUGUAAUGUGAAGGGUGCAGCUCAUACUGACAACCCCCCGAAAAUUAGCAUCCACCUCAAUUUCCUAUCCAGUCUAUGGAGCGUUUAAGUGUCUUUUAGCUCAUUGUUUUGGUGUAAUGGUGCGUUAAUUGAACACAAGGUGAAUUUUCUUGUCUCUAAGUCGCAGGAAUACAGCUGCUGGACUGUUUUUUGGGAGUAUUUCGCAACUGGCACCCUUAACAACUGUGCUAACGGUUGUACUAACUAACUGUGAAAGGUAGCUAACGACUAACUUAGUCAGCAGUUUUCACAUCUCUAACUCGUGGGAAUACAGCUGCUGGACUGUUUUGUUUUUAUUUGGUUUUUUUUUUUUUUGGAGUAAUUUGCAACUGCCGUCCUUAACAACUAUGCUAACAGUUUUGCUAGCUAACUGGGAAAGGCAGCUAACAGCUAACUUAGUUUGCGUAAAAUACAACUGAUAGUUGGAAUCAAGUAAUGUGAACAUGGUAAACAUGUAAGCUCCAUUCUCCGAACCAGUGUGAACCAACACAGCAAAACUCUUUAUUUUUCAUACUGUCACCACUUCACUUUUUCUGCUGUUUACAUUCCACAAUGAAAGACCAACUUUAACGACGCAGCUUUUUGCAAAGAAGUGACUCAACAAAAUACCUCACACAAGUCACAAAUUUACAGAACUUACUGUGUAGUCCUGUGACUCUCCUUUUUUUCUCUGUCUCUGUACUGUACUGAUGUUGAGUUGUAGAGUUCUGAGUGCCCACCGUAGAUUUAUAACACUAACUACAUACCAGGCCAAGAUGGUGCCUAUUGAUUUCAAUGUAAUGGCUCGCCUGGUGCAUAUGCCAAAAAAGAAAUUCUAAUUUCAGGUUUACUUCCCUGGUAUGUGGCCUACUGAAUAUGUUUCUCCCACUUGCCCCGCCUACAAGUCCCAGCUCUGCUCGUAGACUUUGUGACGACGUCACAGAUUUUUAAAUUGUUUUUCUCAGCUAGAAGACAGUUUAACAAAUAUAAAACCACCAUGGUUUAAAAAUUAGAGUCAUAAUUGAACGUGUUUGCAGCGUCAACAGUUUUAUAGACAUCUCUUUAUAAUGGUGGCCUUUGGGGACAAAGCUUUUUGGGCUGCAGGGGAUUUUAUCACUGUAAUACCGCAAGUGGCCACUGGGAAAAAUUGGGAGCAAGACUGAGCGGCUCUCCUGGGGGCUUGGUGCCCACAGACAGCAUUAUUUGACCUCUAUUUCUGAUUCUCGGUGAGGUCAGGAGCAUCUCAACCAGAUCUCAAUGCUAAUAGGCUUCAAAUUCAGAUAUUUCAACUUGUGCUAUUACACGAAUAGCACGAAUUUUGCAUCUUUGCGUCAUUCACGUCACCCAGCGAAAAAUUGCAUCUCUUCAAGUUCAAGUCUUUGCAUUGACUUUGUAUGUUAUGGCGCCAUGCAAAAUGCUCACUUCACGUUUGGAUGAACACACGAUAAAUGCCGACAAUUUUUACUGUUAUGGUUCACUCUCUCGGGUCUCACCAGCCUCUUUUCUAGCCAGAUUAUAUGUCAGAAAAAGUCUCCAAAACCCGACUAUACACCACCUGUCCAGCAACAAACAGCAGACUGAUGCAGUUAGCAGCUAGCAACACAAUGGAGCAUUUAGCAGCUUAAGGGCCUGAUAUUUCCCUCAGGAGUCGGUGGAGACUCAAACUGAGCCCACAUGAGGGUUCAUAUUGGGCUUACAGUCAUCAGGUGGUCAGAAACAUGACUCCAAAUGAUUGAUAAUGUCUUUCUGGGUCUGCUGGAUGUGUAAACAUGCAACAGUUUGCUCACUAACAAUAAUAUCAAUGUUGUGUUCAAAUCUUGUUUCUGCUGCCCCCAAGUGGACGAAUAAAUUCAAAUAAAUUUGCUUUAUGUUUAAAUGUUUGCAGAUAAUUAUAGAAGGUUUUUUAAGAUCUGUUGUACAGAAUUAACUGUAGAUAAACCAAAGGGAAGCUUCACUAAAAUACUGAAAUCCAAAAUUCAGUUCACUUUACGCAUUGUAAUAACUUCCUUCUGAUCUGUUUUAACCUUUAAUAAAGUCAUUAGUGACAACUUAAGACGUUUUUUUAAAUUGUUCUUUACCAUGAAAGGGUGCCACAUUUUUAAAUUUGAAACUCGGAUUUCAAAAAGGAAAAUUUUUCCAAAAUUUAUAUAAUUUUUUUUUUCUACUUAAACUGUAAACACGGAGCGUCAGUAAACUUGUAUCUGCUGUUAGAGAUGACCUUGCCUAACUCAGAAUGCUCUCUGCCUUGUAGUGUUGUUGCCUAAAUAUUAUUGCAACAAUGUGAAUCCAAACUUUCCUAUAUCGUAUGUAGUCCUAGUUUAUUGAUGCCUCUUUCACUCGCAGCCUCCACAGGGAAGGUCAAGGUCAGGUCAGCUGACUCUCCGGCUGCCUGCCACCGAUUGAACCGAACUUGGAAAUAUUCCACUGAAAGCGAGGCAUUAAAAACUAAAUCACUGCCAAAACUAAAAUGUGAAGAAAUAGUGAUUAUAUUCAAAUAGUUUGAUGGGUUUUUUUGGGUGCCGAUUACUGAAAACACAUUAACAACAAUCUUUAUUCUGAAGUCAUCAUUUCAAUGUUUGGAGGAACUUCUUUUAAUCAUAGCCGCAUUCUGCAGCUUCAUGUUUCAUCAGCCAUCUUUCAUCAUCCUUCUUUCAUCAGCCAUCUUUCCCAUUGUCCUUACAGUUUACACGUUUUCCUAAAGUCUGUUUAAAAACGCUGGUUGUUCUGUACCUAAGUCUUGAACUUGUUCCUGUGUGUUUUUACCCGUACCUCUGUACCUGUGUCGACCUGUGUGUUUUUGUGACAGUGUUAACGAUGGUUCCUGUCCUUGACUAGUCGUGGUUAGAGAUUAGGAGCUGUUUGGUCCAUCAAUAAUCUCUGUCAGUGAUCAGCAGUGUCUUCUCUCUCCACCGUCCUCAGAUAUACCUCUGAUGAUGAGAGAGUCUUCUUUACCAGGCUUCCACAAACUUAGCUUUCUAAAUGAUAUUGUCCCCCAUUCCCCAACAGCUUGUAAAUUUUGCUGUCUGUCCUCAUGGGAAUGGGAUUUGCCUAUGAAGCAGUAGAUUUCUGCCUGACGAGGUUGUGCUCAGAGCAGAGCGUCCUAAGCUUGUGGACUUGUGGAGAGUAUUUUUGCACAUGCCAUUGUUUCUUCAGCAGCAGUCUUCAGCUUUUUUGCCUUUUGCCUAUAACAAUAAUAAACUAUAAUGCUUGUACAUAUCAGAUAGUACUUGUUAUAUUGUAUUCUAGUUCUGUUUUUUUUUUCUUUUCUUAAUUUGACAUGUUUUGUAGUACUGCUUUUUCAUGAUUACGUUUGUCAAUCAAACAGAUGUGGGAUGAAAAGUGGAAGUGUUCAUUGUUUCAUUUGUUUUUUAAAAUAAAACUAUUCCUGAUUUGUAA